CAUAUGGUUGCUGCUUAAACUUCCAUCCCUAACCGGCUGUUUUUUGUUAUUUCAUAAUAAAAUUUUAAGGAAAACCCUAAUAGAAUUAACGAAAUGCAGAGCACAAGAAGUACACACCUGCUAUCCUUGGCGAGAAGAUUCAUUCACAUCCGGACAGCGGCACAGUCAGCCCGGGAAUCCACAGGAUCGGGAGCAGGGAAGGCAAAAGGUGGGGAAUCCGGCUACGGAUCGGAGCAAACCACGCAUUUUGGCUUCCAAACAGUCAGGGAAAGUGAAAAGGAGCAAAAGGUGCACGAGGUCUUCGAACAGGUGGCCAAUUCCUAUGACAUGAUGAACGAUGCCAUGUCCCUGGGCAUUCAUCGCGUUUGGAAGGAUGUUUUCGUGGAGCGUCUAGGACCAACACACGGGAUGCGACUUCUGGACAUGGCGGGCGGGACCGGUGAUAUCUCUUUCCGAUACCUCCGCUACCUGGCCAACCAGCCGAAUCCUAAGCAUCGUGUUAGUCAUGUCACCGUAUCAGACAUUAACCAGCACAUGCUGGACGUCGGCGAAGAGCGGGCCAAGAGACUAGGAUUGACCACCGACAGAUUGGCCAACUGCACUGUCGCCUGGCAGUGCGCCGAUGCCGAGAAACUGCCUUUCGAGGAUUCGAGUUUCACCGCCUAUACCAUUGCCUUUGGCAUCAGGAACUGCACGCAUGUUGAUAAGGUUCUUGCCGAGGCCUAUCGAGUGCUUCAGCCAGGCGGUCGCUUCAUGUGCCUGGAGUUCAGUCACCUGACCAAUGAGACGAUGCAGUGGCUUUACGACCAGUACUCCUUCCAGGUGAUCCCACCGAUGGGCCAACUGCUGGCUGGCCAGUGGCAGGCGUACCAGUAUCUGGUUGAGAGCAUCCGACGGUUUCCCAAGCAAGAGCAGUUCAAGCAGAUGAUCGAGGAGGCGGGAUUCGAUCAUGUGUCCUAUGAAAACCUCACCUUUGGCGUCGUCAGCAUUCACUCCGGCUUUAAGCUAUGAUGAUCUUGGGGCGGUGAUCUUCUUUUGUAAGCGAUUAAGAAACCCCUUUGUGGAGUUAAACUUUUAUAGUUGUUUCUUCAAUUUCUCCAUGCUGCUCACGUCGGGCAGGUCAUAAAGCAUCGAAUUGAACAAGCA
Molecule: messenger RNA, 1146 nt
Organism: Drosophila eugracilis
Lineage: Eukaryota; Metazoa; Arthropoda; Insecta; Diptera; Drosophilidae
Gene: Coq5
Product: 2-methoxy-6-polyprenyl-1,4-benzoquinol methylase, mitochondrial
Exons: 3
Coding region: 94-1011 (305 amino acids)
Biological process (GO): ubiquinone biosynthetic process
Molecular function (GO): methyltransferase activity
Source: RefSeq, a predicted model, not a curated record